AUUCCUUCACAGUCAAGCUUCAAUCCGGAGCAGUGAACGCAGCACCACGUAUUGCAGGGGUUUCCCUCCCUAUCUGAGUAAUUAACCUGCCUCACUCGGGUUAUUCUCCAGUCUUUCCAGGAUCUCCCUGGGUGUCACGCUUUUUUAAUUACUGCACUUGAUCUCGGGCUUUCUUCCAAGUUUUUACAACGCCUCUUUUUUUCCCUGCUGUUAUGAAGAAAAACGCGACGCUUGCAAGUUGAUUCCAGCCCCCAGCGCGUGCAGGACAGGUGCAGGACAGGUGCAAUACAAUCCUCCCCUAAUUAGCAGAGGAUGGCUCUGCAGCCGGUGAACGUGAGUGUGGCGGAUGUGGAGGUGUUGUCGGGCUGUGUGGAGCAGGGGAACCUCACUAUGGAAGUUACCGACUACAAUAUCAGCUGCACGAAUAGCUCCGUCGUCCCUAGACCCGGACCCAGAGUCAAAGAGAUGGACUCGUUCCGCAUCCUCCUCUACGUGCUCAUCUUCCUCCUGAGUGUCGUCGGCAACCUGCUCAUCAUCCUGGUCCUGAUGCUGAACAAGCGCAUGCGGACGGUCACCAACUGCUUCCUGCUGUCGCUGGCGCUCAGUGACCUCAUGAUGGCCAUCUUCUGUAUGCCCUUCACCUUAAUCCCCAACAUCCUGAAUGACUUCAUCUUCGGGGGCACCAUGUGCAAGGCCAUCUCGUACCUUAUGGGAAUCUCCGUCAGCAUCUCCACCUUCAGCCUUGUGGCCAUUGCCUUUGAGAGAUACAGCGCCAUCUGUAACCCUCUGAAGUCCCGGUCUUGGCAGACUAAGUCCCACGCCUACCGCGUCAUCACUGCCACGUGGGCGCUGUCGCUGCUAAUUAUGGUGCCCUAUCCGGUGUUCAGCGUCAUAGUGACUUUCCCUAAGGGCAAUGGAACUGUCCGCAACGGAACUGUCAGCAAUGCAACUGUCGUCAACAUGUGUCGGCUUGAUUGGCCCAGCAAGGAAGCUGAGCAGACCUGGUAUGUGCUGCUGCUGUUCGUAUUGUUCUUCAUCCCGGGAGUCGUGAUGAUGAUAGCCUAUGGUAUGAUCUCCAGAGAGCUCUUUCGGGGCAUGCAGUUCGAGAGCAACGAGACCGCUGGCCAGAAGAACGGUGCUGCAAAGCCUCUCACAGCCAAUGAUGACGAUGAUGGCUGCUACGCCCAGGUAGCAAAAAAGCCCAACUCUGCCGUGGAGCUCCCCACCCUCUCCGCCUCAGCUGCUGCCACCCAAGCCAAGACCGAGCGUGCCCGCAGCAACACCUCAGAUGCAAAGCUGCAGGCCAAGCGGCGAGUCAUCCGCAUGCUCAUGGUGAUCGUGGCGCUCUUCUUCAUCUGCUGGAUGCCGCUCUACUCCGCCAACACCUGGAAGGCCUUCGACUUGAGGUCGGCCUCCAGAGCUCUCUCGGGAGCGCCCAUCUCCUUCAUCCACCUGCUGUCCUACAGCUCCGCCUGCGUCAACCCCAUCAUUUACUGCUUCAUGAACACGCGCUUCCGAAAGGCUCUGAUCGCCACCUUCGCCUGCUGCUGCCGCAACCGCUUCUGCCGCCACUGCUUGUGGUGCCGCAAGAGGGAGGCGGGCGAGGACGGCACGACGGCUGUCUCCAUGGCUACGUCUAUGGCCACUUCCGUGUCCAAGAUUAGUUACACCACUGUCGGCAACACCGGCAACUGCUGAGCCUCGUGGGGAUCCUGGGUGGUCACCUCGGUGGCUGUCAGGGCAGCAGUCAGUCCGUGUACCAUCUGUUUUUCCAAUUUCCUGAUUUUCCCUCUUCAUCUUAAUGUGCUAUGAGUCAUGAGCUGAGUAAUAUCCCUGCCCUCAUUUGCGAGGCCGUUUUUUUUUUAAAAGGUCUCUUUCAAAUACGUGUGCAUGGCUGCAGAAUGUGAGACUGGGAAAACGCUGUUUCAGUGUGGUGACUUUUUUUCCUUCUCUUUUAUUGGCAGCAUCCGCUUUGUUGCAUCCAGAGGAGAACAUCAAGUGCCUGUGCUGUUUGUAAGUCUUUGUUCAUCCUGGCAGUUUGUUCACUCACAGACAUUAUUAGUGAAGAACUACACUGAAAAUAUGUACAUGUAAAUACUCACUGUGCCAAAGGUUAUUUAUGAGACAUACUGUUUACGAAUGAGGACUUUCACUGAACCAGUUCAGCUCCUUUUUUUUAUUUAAUGUUGUUUCAUGUUCAUUCAUUCAGGGCAUCUUUCUAUGUGUUCUCGGAGUUCAUCUAUUGCACAUCGUCCGCUCGCAAAUUUCCUGAAAAAGCUGAAUGCCAAGUAGUCAGCAUGUUUACACCAAAAAGACAUCAAAGGGAACAAAGUUAGUCCGGUUUCUCUGGACGAGCUCUGACUUAAUGUUUCAAAUUUACUGACCUGUGUUUCAUCACCUCUUGUAUUUAAAGCAUCUAUCCAAAAAUUAGCAUACUUUGGGGGAUUUUGGUUAGCAUCACCGUUUGCAGAGCAACUUUGUGAUGCAAGCUGAUAUUGGAGGUGCAUGUUUACAUCGACAUCUUGAAGAAGGCCUUACUGCAUGGUAUGCAUAAAUAAGAAAGCCUAGUGUGUAGAAUUUUGUUUAUCCACGCUGCAGCGCAUCAAACUGGAACCAAACAGGCUCGGUCAUGGAACAUAAAUCUCCUUUCUCCACUGCUAAAUAUGUAUGAUGAAUACUGAUGCAGACAUUAGCAUGAGGAUGUGGAUUAGCAGGAGAAAAAAAACAUCCAUAAAAGGCUGCAGUCCGCCCUUACAAACCACACAAAGAGGUGCUUUAGUCAAACUCACCUUCUCUGCUCAAUUAUCUCAGUGGCGUCUUUAAUGCACUCGCUCUGCCUUCUGCCUCAGCGCUGCCAAUUACUCUGAGCGCCACCCAAGUACUAGGACCCUGUUUCUGCAGGCGCACACUAACGAGGGGUUUCUCAGGGACCCUCACUCACGGCGCAAACAUCACAGCUAGAAGUGAUGACCGGUUUCUCCACUCAUGUGCCGUGUCUUAAGUCCUUCGAAUCUUGAUUGUUUAAAGAGCACAUUUCAUUCAUCAGCAAAAACCCGAACAGAUAAACUUAAUUUUUUUAGAAUAGAAUGAAAGUUAGAGCUCAAAAAGGAAAGCAGAGUAAGAUGAGAAGAAGUAACACUAAAUAUGAAGCUAGAACCAGGGAAUGGUUAGCUUAGUAUAACACUGGAGAAAGCUAGCUUGGAGCUGUUUCCUUGUCUAGGUCUUUUAUUUGAAACAUUUAUUGUUGGGUGUUGUGUUGUCACAUAAUUGGGCGGUUUACUUAAUAUGCUAAUGCACUUUAUGGCAGAAAAUACAGAGGAUUGAUACCACUCUUAGAUCUGCCUGUUGACAAGAGAGAUGUUCUAACAAUUCAAUACAACAACACUAGCUUAUUUAGGGGAAUUCUGUAUUUUAAAUUUAGUUUGAACUUAAAAAAAGGAAGCCGUUGAGAUUAAUCAUGUAAAAACUUUACAUAAAAUUUCUUUUUUUUGGUAUUAAAAACGCUUGAAUUGCUAACUGUGCUAUUCUUUUGUUGGUCACUAAAAUGUUAAAAAGGCGGCAAUUACAAAUUUAGCAUAGCAAUGAAUUAUGACAGGUUUUUUCAAAUUGGGAUGUUGCUAUUUGAUUAGCAACUGAAUUGCACAUUAAGAAGUCUACUUUAAGCAAAUUGAAGCACUAGCUUAAUUGAAAAUUUUAAGCAAAUUUGAUGAAAUGACAUUUUCAUAAAAGGAUAUGAUGCUCGUUAACAGAUUCUGAGUAAACCAUGCAGCUACACCAAAUUACAGACAUGAUAUUGUUACAUUAAAAUGCCAGUCGGCCUCCUUAUCGCUGUAUUUCUCCCCGUGAUGUAACACUUUGUCCCAUACACCGUGUACGUUGACAGCUUACCGCUGUCAUUCCCUAUCUCUUUUAACUUUGUUCCCCUUUUUAUGUGUUCUCCCAUCGCCGAGCACUCCAUGUCCCUUCAGCUCCCCCACACACCCACCACCCUCCUUUGUAUCCUUACUCCAAAGCAGGCGUACGAAUACAUGAAUGACAAUAGUGUGUGGGUGACAGCUGAGAUUUGCAGCGACAAGCACUGUCCGAAAGUACCGUAGAGGCUCCUCCGUCCGUCCGUGUAACCCUUCCUCCACCUCCCUUUAUGUUUGCAUUCACUUACAUGCUUUCUACACAUUCAGAAAGUUGAGCCGAUUAUGCAUUGAAAUGCAAACUGUUAAGCGUUUUUCAAUAACCAGAGCUUAGUUAGAAUAGUGACAGUGAGCCUCUUAAUCCAGGGCUGGUUUGGUUUUCUGAGGCAAAAUAAACCCAGUGCGUUUUUAAAGAAUAGAGCAGAACUUUCAGCUGAGCUUGCUUGUUAAAAAGAUAAGCCUGCCAGAGGGACCCAGAUUUUUUUUUCUUUUCAAACUGUACUGCUUUGUUGAAUUUUGCAUCUGUUUUGCCAUUCAACUCAGCAGGAGAGCAGGUGUGCAUUAUUUAUACCAGGGACACAACUCCUCUACUUUUUCGUACGUAGCCUCUUCAAAGUGCAACUUAUUCAUUCCUUACUUCUGAUACACAACCGUACGAAAAAGUGUUCUUCAGAGGUGAAAGAACUGCAGUCUUUCUUGGAUUUAGAAGCCAGUUAGUGAGAUUAAAGCACGUUCUUCAAAUGAUGUGUUAGAAUUCCUAAUCCGUACGUGAUCACCAAAGCAAAACAGCACAAAGAAUCAUGGGAUAUGUUGGGUUUUCAAAAGAAGCACCUGUUGCGUCCUAAUCCGUUAGCUUAAUUAGCUCAUUCUGCCCUGUCAAUCAUUUUUUAAAAGUCAUCUUUUUAUCAUUUCUAAGCUAGUUAUGACUUUGUGUUAUCUAUGUAAAAUUACAAGCAAUAGUUCUACGUGCUCGCUUGUAUUUAAGCUAACUGUUGCUUCAUUCUAAGCACAUUAGAAAGAGUGGUAUCAAUUGUCCUUUCUCACAAUUCAGCGUGAAAGUAAAUGAGCGUAAUGCCUGAAAUGUUAAAUUAUACCUUGAAGGAUAUACGGAGCACUUGGGAAACUGUAAGCCACUUGUCUGUAGCUGAGAAUGUCUCCUUAAACAAAGAGCAGAAAAAUAGAUUUUCAACACAGCACAGUAAGUUUUCAGACUCCUUAAAGAAAAAAAUAAAAAGCUCCUCUGAGGGUUGGAAAUCUAAUUCCUCCCCCUUUUCCCCAGAAAUAAUGCCUGAUGCAAAUUGAAACUGAAAUGAGACGGAGGCUGUGCGUAGUUGGUUUCUCCCCCUUAUCUCUACUUCCCUUGACAAGAAUCCCAUUAGGCGCUUCAGGCGGCGCACGAGGAGGAAAACAGCAAUCAGCUUCGCAAAAUGUGAUCCACUGGAGGGGGACACAAAACAGAAGAAGUGACAGCACACAAUGUGAAACUGCAGUGUCAUCUUUCAGGCACGUCACUUUUCUUGUAACCUCCUCAUAGUCCCGGUGAAUCAGUCGUGCUCUGAAAGAACACGGCAUGUCACUGGUGUCACAAAUACAUACGUGUCAUCACCGGUUCCUGUGCACUUCAUACUUUAUAGUGAGCUCUCUACGCCGCUCAUUAUUAUUUUGCUCGUAUUCGAGAAGCUCAUUAAAAUAAUUUUGUUGGUUUACACUUAAAUUGAGGGAUUACACACCCGCAGGAAACUCUUCUAACCUCCUGACUUUAAAAAAUCGCCAAACAAAAGCUUCUUUUUCACAUGGACUGCAAAUGUGUGAGCUGCAGCCAGCAGCAAUCACGGUCCAAACACUCGUAAGUACAUGAGAAAGAGAUGUUCCUUUAUUAUUUAUAAUGGCCUCCUGGAGGAGCAGCUGUGAGUAAAAUGUGCCUCUGCUAAAUUAUUUCUAUUUUGUUUUCCCGUGGAAUAAUUAAUAACUACAAACAGAGAACUUUGUAGCUUCGCCUUGGGCGCCGAAUGAAAUGUUGUGUUCUGGCCUACAGGUUCUGCACCUGAGCGCCACGAAGAAGCGCGUUCAAGUUCAACAACGUGAGCUGUCAAAGAAUCUCUGCUCCUUUUCAUGAUCAUGUUUUUAUACUCGGCCUUACAGAUUGUGUUCGUGUAGGUGGAACGCGUCCUUUGUGGCUUUUUUCGUCUACAAAGGAAGAGAAGGUGAAGCUCAACACCUUCGUAGUGUGAACAUGUACGUCAAGUUAAAGUCUCGCUUCAAGGGGAGAAAAACAUUCUGCAAAUAAACAGUCGGGCAUGCUGAGGUGACGAGCUAACGCGCAUCACGUAGCUCUAAUUAGCAUCGAGAACCCUUAUAAUGAAGCCGUCUGUGUUCGUGCGUCGACAUGCGUUCACCAAAGCAGCCUGUCAAGUCUGCUGGACUCUCUGCCACAUCUGGUGCCUGCUCGUGCUACAGUGUAACACUAUACAAACGUGUAAAUGUCUGUUCUCAUGUCUGUGGGAGGUUUUAAAUGUGAGGUUAUUGAUGUCUGUGAUGUUUUGCUUUAGCCGUAUCUCCAGUAUGAGCUAACGUAUAAUGAUGCAGUCUUGUUUUUCAUGGUUUGGUUCGUGGUGACUGGUGACAGAGAGGGUAUUUCUGAUGCCAAAAUAUCCAUUAUUUAACAGAGAAUAGAUAUUGGGGGGAAACAUGGUUAUGUCUUUAUGUUAUAUGUAUGAUUACUUCAAUAAAAAGUUGAUUUCUGGUAAAA
Notolabrus celidotus (New Zealand spotty) is the source of this 6657-nucleotide messenger RNA. Its product is annotated as cholecystokinin receptor-like. Gene Ontology annotation, cellular component: membrane. NCBI's taxonomy places the organism in Eukaryota, Metazoa, Chordata, Actinopteri, Labriformes, Labridae. The record is from RefSeq and is a predicted model, not a curated record. Gene Ontology annotation, biological process: neuropeptide signaling pathway. The transcript has 5 exons. Gene Ontology annotation, molecular function: gastrin receptor activity; neuropeptide receptor activity. Bases 313 to 1698 code for a protein of 461 amino acids.